UGUAAAUUGUAAUUUCAUCAGUCGUCUGUCACCUGUCACAUUUAUAUUGCUCUUGUUUUUCUCCGUAAUUUCUUAAAUUCUCGUACCGCAUUUAUUAAAAAAUCGUUCUUUUCAGAACGCAUAAAUCAUUUACAUUUUACAAGCGUUUUUAAGAGUUUCCAAUAAUAUGGAAGUACAAGGAGAUGAAGCUGGACCUGCAAAUAUAAAACGACCCCAGGGGCAAUAUUUCUCAUCGUUAAUGUUCUGAAUUAUUUCUCCUCAACAAUGAACAUUAGCGCAGCAGUUAAAGAAGCAAGCAAGGCUUUAUGCUGUACAGAACGCAGCAUUUAUAGCAUCAAAAAGGAAGAGCAAACUGUUGGAAUCUCCAGUCCCAAAAAACGUAUGAAAAGAAAGGGUGCUCAAGUAAAUGAUCGACUUCGUGUAUAUGACCAGGAUAUACAGUCUGUUAUUCGACGUAAAGUCCACAGCUUCUUCGUCGAAAAUAUUCUACCAACAAUGAAUAGUAUUCUGACUUCCAUUAAUAGUGAUGAUGAUCUACCAAAUUUUAAACGUAGUACACUACACAAUCUCUUAAAAGAUAUUGGGUUCGAGUUUCAAAAGAUGGGACGCAAGAGCAUUCUUAUUGAACGUGACGACAUCAUACGCUGGAGGCAUAAAUACCUAAGAUGCAUAAAAAAAUACAGAGAAGAAGGUAGAAACAUCGUAUACACCGAUGAAUCAUGGGUUAAUGUGGGGCAUGCAGUAAAUAAGGCAUGGCGUGAUACCACUAUCAACAGCAGUCGACAAGCAUUCAUCCAAGGGCUGAGCACUGGAUUGAGAUUACCAAGUGGUCUUGGGCCAAGAUUUGCCUUAGUGCAUGCUGGUGGUAACAACGGUUUUAUUCCUGGAGCGGAGCUGACUUUCCUCUGUAAAAAGAAUACUGCAGAUGCACAUAAUGAAAUGGAUACAGAUACUUACGAGAAGUGGUUUAUCGAUCAGUUAAUUCCGAAUAUACCACCAAAUUCAGUAAUUGUGAUUGACAAUGCUUCCUAUCACAGCAGAAAGGUUGAGCAGAUUCCAACAAUGUCAUGGCGAAAAGAACACAUUAUGAACUGGCUUAUGGAGAAAGAAGUGCCCAUCGAGGACAACAUGUUGAAACGAGAUUUACUUGCUGCAGUAGCUGAAGUGAAGCCUCGAUACGACAAGCACAACUUGAUGUUACAGCACAAGAAAGAGGUCAUGAGAUUCUCGUUUGCCACCAUAUCAUUGCGAAUUAAAUCCCAUUGAAAUGGUGUGGGCACAAGUAAAACACCAUAUUAAGAUGAAUAACACGACAUUUAAGGUAAAGAACAUGCAAGAGUUAAUCAAACUUGGUUAUGAAAAAGUCACGAUUGAAAACUGGCAACAUUAUAUAAAUCACGUAAAGGGCAUUGAAAACAACAUGUGGAUAACAGAUAAUCUUCAAGACGAUAUUCAAGCUUUUGUAAUUAACGUUACGGAAUCUUCUUCAGAUGAUGAUCCAGAAUACGAGUCCAGUGACAACUGAUGAACAGAUAUAAUAUAAAUUGUAUUGGCAAUGUUAAAUUGUGAUAUAAACCAUUAAAUUUUCGUAAAAUUUUGUUUUCUUUAAUCUUUAUCAGAGAUAUGGAGUAAGCAUGCAUAAUUUGUAUUUUGAGAUUGAGGUUAGGAAGUGUGGUUGUUAUACCAUAAAAAUCAUCUAAGGUAAUAUAA
Molecule: messenger RNA, 1710 nt
Organism: Photinus pyralis (common eastern firefly)
Lineage: Eukaryota; Metazoa; Arthropoda; Insecta; Coleoptera; Lampyridae
Exons: 3
Coding region: 265-1266 (333 amino acids)
Molecular function (GO): nucleic acid binding
Source: RefSeq, a predicted model, not a curated record